This is a messenger RNA of Monopterus albus (swamp eel), 3112 nucleotides long. It is a transcript of the gene ell2, whose product is annotated as elongation factor for RNA polymerase II 2. Gene Ontology annotation, molecular function: cis-regulatory region sequence-specific DNA binding. Gene Ontology annotation, cellular component: transcription elongation factor complex. Lineage: Eukaryota; Metazoa; Chordata; Actinopteri; Synbranchiformes; Synbranchidae. Bases 82 to 2079 code for a protein of 665 amino acids. The record is from RefSeq and is a predicted model, not a curated record. The transcript is spliced from 12 exons. Gene Ontology annotation, biological process: positive regulation of transcription elongation by RNA polymerase II; snRNA transcription by RNA polymerase II; transcription elongation by RNA polymerase II.
AUACAUUGCUGUCAAGCCCUGCAGGUAGCAGCUGUAGUCCCUCCCCGGGCCAGAGUGAGCGAAGGGUGCCUGGGCUGCUAAAUGCCCCAGCCUCAGAGGGACGAUGGUGGAAGACUGGUAAAGAUGGCGGCGCUCUCCGAGGAUGGGAGGUACGGAUUAAAUUGUGGCCAACAGUGCGCAGACAGAGUCACCGUACUGCACGUCAAAUUGACCGAGACAGCACUCAGAGCCAUAGAGAGCUAUCAAAAUUGUAUGAAUGUACCUUCUUUGCGGCCAACAAUACAAUUCAAGGGACUCCAAGGGCACAUUAAAAUUCCCAAGACCCAUUCCUCCUCGGACGCCUUCCACAAUUUUGAUUUUUAUCUGUCUAAUGUUGGCAAGGACAACCCUCAGGGAAGCUUUGAGUGCAUCCAUCAGUAUGUGUCGAGCUCAGGGCCCUCACGCCUGGCAUCACUGGCGACAGUACAGGACAAGAUCACAGUAUGUGCCACUAAUGACUCCUACCAAGUGACCCGGGAACGCAUGACGCAGGCCGUGGAGGACACACGCGAACGUGGGACCAAAUUCAUCAAGCCUGGGGGCCAGUACAGAGGAAAGCAAGUCCAUAUUCGUAAGCCUGCACCGUCAGCCCCAGAGGUAGUCCCAGAGCGCAAGCGUUCCACACCCAUUAACCCAGCCAACACCAUUCGCAAGUGCCUUUCCAAUAACCCCGUAUCCCAGCGGUCAUUCCGGGACCGCAUCAUACACCUGCUCGCUCUGAGGUCCUACAAGAAGCUGGAAGUGCUUGCUCGUUUACAGCGUGAUGGUAUCAACCAGAAGGACCGAAACUCACUUGGGACCACCCUGCAACAGGUGGCGAACCUGAACCCCAAAGACAACACAUACUCACUGAAGGACUUCAUUUAUCGUGAUGUCCAGCGGCACUGGCCUGGCUACUCUGAAGAUGAGAAGUCCCAGGUUGACCGCAUCCUGGCUCGCAAAUUAGGUGUUCCUACUGAAACGCACUCAUCAAGCAGUUCUCCCAAAGACAGUGUUCCCACAUCCCCCAAGAAGCGUGAGCCAGACUUUGACUUCAUUGAUCCUAGGGUGCCCAAGAAAACCCGCAUCUCCCACCUCAGCAAUCGAGGGCCAGCUGCAUCUUCCUCUGACCACCGUGACAGUGAGGGCAGCCCCAGCUCUAAACACUCGUCCUUGCCCUCCAACAUCGCCUCGGGCCCUCCCACCCAUCUCCCCAUCUCAUCUCACCCUCCUGCACCCUCUCACCAGCAGCCCAGCCCAGCCUCCAACUCUAACUCUCCCAGCACCCCAGAGGGCUGUGGUACACAAGACCUGCCCAUGGACCAGAGUUCCUCCUGCAGAGAUCCGUCACCCAGUCCCUUCUCCUCUGACAGAACCCUGCAGGAGCGUUAUCGGCACCCUGCCCCCGUCCCCAGACCAGCCUCAUCUAUCCCUUCUCCUUGCACCUCGUUCGUCACCAGCUCCACCUUGUUCACCAGUACCCCUGUAAAUAAAGAAAAAAAGAAAUCCAAGAAGCACAAAGAUCGAGAGCGGGAGAAAGGGAAAUGGACUGGUGCAUCAGAGCAGGCUGAGGAGAGUCGUAAAGCCACAAAGACGUGCAGUGCUGAGGAAGUGAACAGAGAAGUUAUCAACAAGAAGCCGCACAAAGAUCAAGACUCUUCAGACAAAGAGAAACCAGUCCAGUCCACUGAAUUCUCUUCCACAGUGGAGAUGCCAGACUAUGUAGUGAAGUACAUGCCGUUGGUGUCUGUGGACCAGCGACAGAGCUACAAAGAUGACUUUAAUGCAGAGUAUGAUGAGUACCGCCACUUGCAUGCCCAUGUGGAGAGCAUCACCCGCCACUUUACCCAGCUGGACGCCCAGUGCCGCAAGCUGGCACCUGGCACCAAAGAGUACCAGAAGGCGCAAGAAGAAGUCUUGAAAGAGUACAAAAAGAUGAAACAACACAGCCCCAACUACCACAAGGAGAAACAGCGAUGUGAGUACCUGCACAACAAGUUGGCCCACAUCAAGCGGCUUAUAGCUGAUUUUGACCAGCGCAGAGCCCAGGCCUGGUGCUGAGAGCAGCGUCUUCAAUGAUCAGUGCUGAAACAGAGUGUUGAACCAGGCGAGGGUGUCCACCUGGCUCUUAUUUAUUAACACCCUAUUCCUUAUUUCACGUUCCCUUCUUCAUUUCUUCCUCCUCUAUCUUGAGUUUUGAUUCCACAGGCUUCUUUGUUGUCUGCAAUUUUGAAAUUCUUACUUUGACUUUUACCCCUGUCUUUUGUUUUCUUGUUUUUUUUUUUUCCCACCUCAAUGAGAUCCUGUGGACUUUCAUACCACUGGAGCAGUGGAAGGAGAUGCCUACAUGUGUGAAGGGGUUUAAGAAUAAACUUAAUCUUUAAAGGACUUUAUUGUGAGGCAAGACAGAACAAAAAAAAAAUUUUUUUUGAGCAGCAGAGGAAAUAUUAACACAUAUUUAAGUAAAAAUAGAAAGAGGGAGAUCUAUUUAUUUCAUACUUGUAGUGCAAAAGAAGAGUCUGCAGAUGAUAUAUUUAACUUUUCUUGGAAACUGCAAAAAAAAAAAGUGCCACAGGCCUUAAGUGUUUUGACUUUGUGAAGCCAUUUUACUUGCGAGAUCCAUUGUCAUCUCACUUAGCAAUGAUGUCUCUACUGGCUCAUUUCCUCUCUUUUCAUACAUACCUGUCCUGGAUAACCUUGCUGAAGAAGGGGGAAGUGAGACAGGAGGAGAAAUCACUUGAGCUAAGUGAGAAGCAACAGUGUGCAUGGAUCUUAAAUUUAGUUGUAAUGGCCAUGUGGGGUAGUGAGGGCGGGGUCCCCUGGGGCCAGUAUUCCCUGCACCAACAGUGUUUAGUGUUCAUGGUGCAUCAUGGGUGCCUUAAAGUGUUUACGCUCAAAUGCGUCACAUUGGGCCGACCCUCAGGGCCCACAGAUUGCACAGAGGAACUACAACUACCUGGAAACAGGUUGUGUGAAUGUGCAUGUCUGAGUGGUGGAAGAGGGAGGGGGAUGUCAAUUCUGGAAGGAGUGUUGUAAAUUCAGUGUGUGUGUGUGUGUGUGUGUGUGUGUGUGUGUGUGUGUGUGUGUUGUCUGU